This is a messenger RNA of Aphanomyces astaci, 525 nucleotides long. RefSeq lists its product as hypothetical. The transcript is spliced from 3 exons. The record is from RefSeq and is a predicted model, not a curated record. The coding region runs from base 1 to 525 and encodes 174 amino acids. Lineage: Eukaryota; Oomycota; Saprolegniomycetes; Saprolegniales; Verrucalvaceae.
AUGCACUCUCGCUUCACACUCAUUGUCAGCCUCUUGGCCAUUGCUACGACCGUUGCGACCGCCGACACAAACUGCACCAGUUGGAUGCUGUCCAAGCAGCUGUCGGUGCCCCCUUGCCCCCGGCCAGCGCGACUGCUGCUGAAGAAUUCCAGCGUCUUGUGCCUUCCGCCGUGUAUCGCAGCUAUCACGGCCGUGGCUGCGUCCCAGUCCAGCAUUCAAGAUGGGAAGGCCCUAAUGACGAGUCCGAAUGGACAGACCAGUGCCGAACGGGGGGAACUACCCCUCCUCACCGAGGUAAACAACAACAUCCGGUUCAAACGCCGCUACCAUGAUGCCGCCCCUAUGGGCCAUGAUCGAUGCAUCCGUGCCCGCAGGGCUCACCUUGCAGCCAAGACGCUCCAAUGGCACUCACGAAGGAUCUCCUCACUACCCUCCGCCCUCUCCCCUCGCGUAGGCUACGCCGACCCUCCACUUCGGCCACCACGCCUGCCUCCGGACCCAGGGAUACCUCCUCCAGCGGCCUAA